Molecule: messenger RNA, 2433 nt
Organism: Jaculus jaculus (lesser Egyptian jerboa)
Lineage: Eukaryota; Metazoa; Chordata; Mammalia; Rodentia; Dipodidae
Gene: Wdr93
Product: WD repeat domain 93
Exons: 17
Coding region: 132-2213 (693 amino acids)
Biological process (GO): electron transport chain
Molecular function (GO): protein binding
Source: RefSeq, a predicted model, not a curated record
GCUCCGCGGGCCGCGGGCACGCUCCCGGCCGCUCUCCAGCGCGGGAUCCUGAGGCGCCGCGUCUCCCCUCGGAGCCCAGUGUCUUUGCAUCUUGGCUUUCAGUUUUCUGGAAGUUCCCAGUCUUACUUUCUAUGAUGUCAUCCUCCAGAAGAAGUCGGACUCAGAAGAUGAGGGUGCCCCAGUUUGCUCAAAGGGGACCACUGGAGGUUCCACUCCCCACAGAGAAGGACUGGCCUGUAGAUGAUGAAGAAAAUUAUGAAUUUCAGGACCUGAAUAUGGGUCUGGAUUCCCUGCCUCAGCCUUACCGAAUGAUCAGCAAGCUGGUAGACCUUCUGAUUGGCUGGGCAUGGGAACUUAUUGAAGAGAGAGAGAUGCUGAAGGAAGUUGAGAGCAAUCAGAUCCCACCUACCAUCUACUCUCCAUGUGCAGAAAUCCAGCAUAGCACAGUACCCAGUUGUAUGACUAUUGCCCAAGAUUAUCUCUUUAUUGGAGGAGCCAAAGGAUUCUCCAUCUAUAAUCUGUACAAUGCUAAAAGAAUGUAUGUUUGGGAGAAACCUAAGGUUGAUGUCACUCACAUCUGGGCCACAGAUUUAGGAAAUGAGAUACUUAUUGUGCCUGUGGAUAAAAUGGGUAUCGUUAGACUGUUUUACUUUUAUAAGGAUGUUCUUUUCCUAGUCAAAGCUAUCAAUGAAGUGGAUGACACCAGCAAGCAAAGCACCUGUGUAAAAAUGAAAAUCUCUUAUGGCGGGGACUUUGCAGCCUUCCUUCUCCAAGGAUCUGGGGAUGUUUGGCUAGAUGUGUAUAAAUUGCCCAAGGAUUCUUGGCUCAAAGAAGUGGAGCACCCCCAACUCGCUCUAAAUUCAAAGAAAAAAAUCAGACAGCCGCAACUGAACCCCUUGGAUCCUGUUACUGCAGAAAAUGCUGAAAUGGAUGUAAGCAUUUCUUUUAAAGGUGAUGUUAAGUUGAGUCUUCCAGUUUACAUAAUGAAAAUAAAACCACCUAAACCUAUAACAGGCACCACAUUUAAAAGCCCCCUGGAAUGCUUUGCAAAGAUAGAAGACUACUGUGGGAUGGGCUCUGGGCAGAAUCACUUCAUCAGGGACAGUCACUGGGAGCAGCACAUGGAGGUCUUCUAUACCACCUACAAGAAGCACCUGGACAAGGAGCGGGAGGAGGAGCCACUCAGUGUGGCCACGUUCCAUUUCCUCCUUCCUAGCUGCAUAACCACGAUGCCAUCAGAAGCCAAGAUCCCCCCGGGUGUAGUCUGUACCCUUGGCAUGCACUGGACUGGAAGUCACAAUUUCUUCUUCUACUCACUGAACAAGAGUCCGAAGGAUAAAGUUGACCCUGAGAAUGUGUGGCCCUGUGCCGCACCUAUUGCCAUGUCUCAGCUCAGCGGCAGCUCCUCCUACCUGGUGCUGGCCUGUGAGGAUGGUGUGCUCAUACUAUGGGACCUGAUCCAAGGAUUCCCCUUUGGGGUCGUUGCUCUUCCUGAGGGGUAUUUCUGCCAAAGCAUUCAAUUCCUAAGAUUCUUCGUGGUCCAUGAAGGACAGAAUAUGUACCCCGAGGGCCCCGUGAAAUCCCAGAUGAAGUGUGUGGUGCUAUGCACAAAUGCUUCCCUCCACCUGGUGUCAGCCAGUGGGACCCGUGGACCCACCAUAGAAGUGCUUGUUAAGAAGCCUUUGAAGCACCUGGAAGAAGCCAUCUGCACAGUGGCUGUCAUCCCAGCCUUGCCUGGCAUGGUGCUAAUUUUUUCCAGAAACCACUCUGUGAGCCUCAUGGACGUGGCCAAGGCUGAAAUCAUCUGUGCCUUUGCUUCCCCCGUAAGCCACCAGCUGGAGGUCUCCUGGAAGCCACUGUUCAUAGUGUCUGCAUACCACCCAUAUUUCCUGAUCCACAGUAUGGAAGGAAGCCAUUCAGAUGGUGAAACUGAACCUACCAAUGAUGCUGAGAACACCUCAAACUCAAUUCUCUAUUUCAAUUUUGAGGCCUAUCCACUUUUGGAAAACAUCUCCAAAAAUUGCACCAUUUCUCAAAAGGUCUUAGCAGAUUGCAAUGCCUUACCCCAGGUGUUGCCUCUGGAGAAAAAAUGUGAGCUGCUCCUCCAAAAAAGCUUCCAGAAGCUGGCAAAGAACGAGGCAAAUAGACGUGAUUGGUGGGUCCGGCUGCGGAAGUACUCCAUGUUUCUCCAUAGAGAGAACUUAAAGAAGUGACCUUGCCCUGGGACUCUGAAGAGGUUCCAGCCCAGGCAGCCACUGCAGGACACCCUGAAGCAGAAGACUGUGCCACAGAGCUUCAGCUCAGGCCCUGGCCUUGCAGUCUAGAGAAGGUAUUUUGUGGACCUUCAAACACUAAGCAUCUCAUCAGUGCCCUCAGGUGGACAUGUCACUCAAAUAAACAGACUGCAAGUUGCUGUGGUAUGUGCCCCAUUAU